Molecule: messenger RNA, 1035 nt
Organism: Lasiosphaeria miniovina
Lineage: Eukaryota; Fungi; Ascomycota; Sordariomycetes; Sordariales; Lasiosphaeriaceae
Exons: 7
Coding region: 1-1035 (344 amino acids)
Source: RefSeq, a predicted model, not a curated record
AUGCCGCAAACUCUAACCGAAGUUGCUGCUGGGACGGGGAAGGAUGGUAAUGGGACCCCCGCGAUCGACAUUGUCGCGGUCCAUGGUCUGAAUCCGAAAGCGAAGUCCAACCACGCGUGGCGGACCUGGACGACGAAUUCUGAUCGGCUGUGGCUUCGGGAUGAUUUACCGGAAGCCUUCCCCGACGCUCGCGCUCUCAUAUACCAGUACGACUCCGUACCGGUUCUCAUGAGCACGAAGACCCGGCUGGUGCAGCAAGCUACCGAUCUGCUAUACUGCAUAGAUAUGGAGCGGGAUACUUGCCCUACCAGGCCGCUCAUUUUCGUGGCGCACAGCUUGGGUGGAAUACUGGCCUUGGUGAACGCCGCCAACAACCCCGAGUACACGGCCAUAAAGCAAUCAACGCGCGGUCUUGCUUUCUUUGGCACGCCCCACGCAGGCGGCAACGAGACGCUGGUCUCUUUUGGGAGCAAAUGCGCCGUCGUUGUCAACUUCGUCAAUCACUCGAGCGCUAACGACCUCGUGGGUGCCGUCAAGCGCGGCUCCCAAUAUGCUGACACGCUAGCUGAGAGCUGGAAGCAUCAGCUGACCGACUACCGCAUCGUCUCCUUUUAUGAAGGCAUCGGAAAUAUUGUUCCCCGGGACUCGGCCGUCCUUGGAAUGCCCGGUCUCGUCGAGACGGUGGCCCGCAUUGAUGCGGAUCACUCCAACAUCUGUCGCUUUGACACGAGCGUCCCGGAGGAUAUGAAUAAUUACAAGAAGGUCCAGCACGGACUCGGCAAAAUUUGCCAGGCCGCUCUAAGGCUGCCGCCGUUUACACCGGCUGCUCAGGCAUCUAAUACUCAGACAAAUAAUGUGGCACGGGAUGAUAUCAUGGUCGCUUCAAUGGACCUUCGGCAUCGUAGCACAAACGGCAGUGAAACCGAGGAGCAAAUCCCCAAACUGCUCAACGCCAUGUCUGUGCUUCGGCUCGUGGCAAGACACAGCACCGGCGAUGAUGCCAUGCCCAGACCAGACCAGCAGCUUUUUGACUAA